Molecule: messenger RNA, 2246 nt
Organism: Annulohypoxylon maeteangense
Lineage: Eukaryota; Fungi; Ascomycota; Sordariomycetes; Xylariales; Hypoxylaceae
Product: rab GDP-dissociation inhibitor
Exons: 8
Coding region: 384-1778 (464 amino acids)
Biological process (GO): protein transport; vesicle-mediated transport; small GTPase-mediated signal transduction
Cellular component (GO): cytoplasm
Molecular function (GO): Rab GDP-dissociation inhibitor activity
Source: RefSeq, a predicted model, not a curated record
AUUUCGAGCUUCAGAACCAUAAACAGAAGCCAAAACCAAGUUGCUUUGUAUCCACCUCAAACCACAAAUCAACUUGGAACCCAAAUCAACCUCUCUCACCGAUACUUUAUACUUUUUAUUUUAUCUUUUUUUUUAUCGUUUACCGUUCUAUGUUUCUACUAAACAUCCUUCCUUGACGUUUGACGUUUGGCCUGGUGUCAACAAACAAAUAAACAAUUCAUCCAUCUAUCCAUCUCUGGUCAUUCUCCAUUUGCCAUUUGCCAUUCCGAAACUAUUUGGACUAAUUGCUUUUUUUAAUACCUGCACACUUAUUCUCUCCCCCCUCACUAAGGAAUACCGAGAACCCGUAGCCGUAGUCCGCAAUCCGCAGUCCGUCGCCCACCAUGGAUGAGAUUGCUAAAGAGUACGAUGUCAUCGUUUUGGGCACCGGUCUGACCGAGUGUAUUCUUUCUGGUGUCUUGAGUGUCAAAGGUAGAAAGGUGCUACAUAUCGAUCGCAAUGAUCACUAUGGAGGAGAGGCCGCAUCGGUGAACCUCGAAACGCUAUUCAAGAAGUAUGGCAACUUCGCAGCAGGCGAGGAACCAUGGAAGAAGUACGGCCGAGCCAACGAUUGGAAUAUCGACCUCGUUCCUAAGCUUCUCAUGUCCUCUGGAGAGCUGACCAACAUCCUUGUCUCCACCGACGUCACCCGUUACCUCGAGUUCAAGCAGGUCGCCGGUAGCUUUGUCCAGCAAGGUGCCGGUACCAAAGCCGCCGUCGCCAAGGUUCCCUCUGAUGCCGCCGAAGCUCUACGAUCUCCUUUGAUGGGUAUCUUCGAAAAGCGACGGAUGAAGACCUUCAUAGAGUGGGUUGGUACCUUCGACUCUAGCGACCCGGCUACACACAAGGGUCUUGACUUGAGCACAUGCACGAUGAAGGAUGUUUAUGACAAGUUCGGUCUUGAGGUCGGCACCCGGGACUUUGUUGGUCACGCCAUGGCCCUUUACUUGAACGAUAACUACCUCGAUGAGGCUGGCAAGGCACCCGAGACCAUCGAGCGUAUUAGGAUGUACGGUAACUCGGUGGCAAGGUACGGCAAGUCGCCUUACAUCUACCCUCUAUACGGACUCGGCGAGCUGCCCCAAGGUUUCGCACGUCUGUCUGCCAUCUACGGUGGUACAUACAUGCUUAACACUUCCGUCGACGAGAUCCUGUAUGAGGGUAGCAAGGCAACCGGUAUCAAGGCUACCAUGACCGGCAUCGAGCCCGAGAUGAAGUUCGAGACCAAGGCCAAGCUGAUCCUCGGUGACCCUUCAUACUUCCCCCAGAAGGUUAAGGUUGUCGGUCACGUCCUGAAGGCAAUCUGCGUCCUGAAGCACCCCUUAGCCGGCACUUCCGAGUGUGACUCCUGCCAGCUGAUCAUCCCCCAGUCCCAAGUCGGUCGCAAGAACGAUAUCUACAUCGCCUGCGUCUCGUCGGCACACAACGUCUGCCCCAAGGGCUACUACAUCGCCAUCGUAUCCACGAUCGCUGAGACAUCUGCCAACCACCAUCUAGAGCUACAACCUGGUCUAGAACGCCUCGGCCAGAUUGAGGAACAAUUUAUGGGCCCACCCAUCCCUCUCUACGAGCCUCUCGAGGACGGAAAGAAGGACAACAUCUUCAUCUCCAAGAGCUACGACGCGACGUCGCACUUCGAGACGACCACCGACGACGUCAAGGACAUCUACGCGCGCGCCGCCGGCGAGGAGUUGAAGGUCGAGGGUCUCCGGGAGGGCCUCCAGGUCACCGAGGAGUAAAGAGUAGAUGUCGUGGCGGUUUUUUACCUUAGGUCAGGCGAUGCGGGUUAGGGGGUUGGUAGUACAGUCAGUGUAUCCAGAGUCAGUCAGAGUCAGAGUCAGUUUCAAGUAGCAGUGAUCCAAACCGAGCAGAACAGAACAAGAACAGACUAAGUUAGUUGUCGUCGGAGAGAUUCUUACAUACAUACACACACACAUGCAUGGGCAUCGCAGAGGGCUGCCGCGUAUUAUCAUAUCGGAUGAGAUGAGUUGAGAACAGAUGUUGAUAAAAGUGAUUAGGUAGUUGAGUAAUUGUAGCUUGCUUUUUUUAAUCACCUUGGAACUUAAUUGUAUGUAAUACUUUUUUGAGGGAAGGAAGAGGAAGUAUGGGAAGGGGAAGGGGAAGGGAUGGUAAGGGUGACUGUCUACGAGCCUGCUUUUGUUAUGUUGAUUACUUCACUGUCUCUAGUAUAUAGAUACCUAUGCCCC